GCCAGCCAUGGCAUCCAAAUGCCCCAAGUGCGACAAGACCGUCUACUUCGCGGAGAAAGUAACUUCCUUGGGAAAAGACUGGCACAAAUUCUGCUUGAAAUGCGAACGCUGCAGUAAGACACUGACCCCUGGUGGACAUGCUGAGCAUGAUGGGAAGCCCUACUGCCACAAACCUUGCUACGCAACGUUGUUUGGACCAAAAGGUGUAAAUAUUGGAGGGGCGGGAUCAUACAUCUAUGAUAAGCCUCAGAAUGAAGGGCAGUUGGUGUCAGGCCCGGUUGAGUUUGUAUCCAAGACGGAAGAAAAAAAAGUUAAUACUGCACCCAAGGCACCCAGCAGAGCCUCCAGCAUUACCACCUUCACUGGGGAGCCCAACGUGUGCCCACGCUGCUCUAAGAAAGUUUAUUUUGCUGAGAAGGUGACUUCAUUGGGCAAAGACUGGCACCGCCCCUGCCUACGGUGUGAGCGUUGUGGGAAGACUCUAACACCUGGAGGACAUGCCGAGCAUGAUGGACAACCUUAUUGCCACAAACCUUGCUAUGGGAUUCUCUUUGGACCAAAGGGAGUGAACACGGGUGCAGUUGGCAGCUAUAUCUAUGACAAAGACCCCGAGGCAAAGGACGAGCCUUAAGAGUGCCAUCUGCCUGUCCGUCCGU
Euleptes europaea (tarantolino) is the source of this 656-nucleotide messenger RNA. It is a transcript of the gene CRIP2, whose product is annotated as cysteine rich protein 2. NCBI's taxonomy places the organism in Eukaryota, Metazoa, Chordata, Lepidosauria, Squamata, Sphaerodactylidae. The record is from RefSeq and is a predicted model, not a curated record. The transcript is spliced from 8 exons. Bases 8 to 631 code for a protein of 207 amino acids.